ACAGACACAGACACAGACACAGACACACAGACACAUACAUACAUACAUACAUGAGAUAAACCAGGCUGUUUCUCUUCUGUUAUUUUCUUUUGCUGUGGAUACCCUCAUCAGUGUGUUGUUUAUUGCUGUGCGUGCUGUCUGCCUUACUCUCGAAGUUCAUGCAGCCUGUGAAAAAAACACCCGAAGUCUAAAAGCAACGGGGAGCCGCGUUGGUGCGCUUCGUUUUUGACGCCCCCCAUCUUUUUCAGCCUUGAGCACGCAUUUAUUGCACCUCCUCCCUGCAAUAUUUCUAUACCUCUCGACCCUCGACACACGGAUAAAUUCAGAUACUCAUCUGCCUGGUAGUUUUUAUUUUACACCUUCAAUACCAACAACCACUUAGUUCCGGCUUUUAGUUUGCUCAGCGUUCUUUUCGUUUCUAUCCUUCGCUUAAGCCUCCCGCUCCUACUAUUUGGUAACCGAGAUUCGAAGAGUCUACUGAAAAUUCCGACGUAUUCAACAUGAGCUCCUGGCUCAACAAGUUGCAGGGCCAACCCGACAGCUACGAUAAGAAAUCACAAUAUCGAUUCGGGAGAACCUUGGGUGCUGGCACCUAUGGCAUUGUUCGUGAGGCGGACUGCCCGACUGGAAAAGUCGCUGUGAAGAUCAUUCUGAAGAAGAAUGUAAAGGGCAACGAGCAGAUGGUAUACGAUGAGCUGGAUAUGUUGCAGCGCUUGCACCACCCACAUAUCGUUAGAUUCCACGAUUGGUUCGAGUCUAGGGACAAAUACUAUAUCGUAACACAACUGGCAACUGGAGGUGAAUUAUUCGACAGAAUCUGUGAAUAUGGAAAGUUCACGGAGAAGGAUGCGUCCCAAACCAUCAAACAAGUUCUUGAGGCGGUGAACUAUUUGCAUGAACGCCAUGUUGUGCAUCGAGAUCUCAAACCCGAAAACCUCCUUUACCUUACCCCUGCAGCUGAUUCACCCCUAGUCCUCGCUGACUUCGGCAUUGCGAAAAUGCUCGACAACCCUAAAGAGGUUCUUACAACCAUGGCAGGCUCCUUCGGCUACGCAGCCCCAGAAGUUAUGCUCAAGAAGGGCCACGGGAAGGCCGUCGACAUGUGGUCCAUGGGAGUCAUCACCUACACCCUUCUGUGCGGUUACUCCCCGUUCCGAUCCGAAAGCCUGCAAGACUUGAUAGACGAGUGCCAGAACGGCCGCAUAGUGUUCCACGAACGAUAUUGGCGCGACGUUUCUAAGGACGCUAAGGACUUUAUCAUGGGCCUCCUCGAGCCCGAGCCGAGCAAGCGAGCCACCAGCGAACAAUCUCUGUCCCACCCCUGGCUCAAGGGCGAAUCCGCCAGCGACCAUAACUUGCUACCUGAGCUUAAGGCGUACAUGGCCAAGGCGCGUCUGAAGCGCGGUAUCGAGAUCAUCAAGCUUGCGAACCGCAUCGAGGCGCUGAGGAUGCAGGAGGAAGACGAGGAGGAUAUUCCGAGCAGUGUGGAUGCGCCUGCCGAUUCCUCUGCGACGGCCGCGGAUAAGGAGGGUGUAGGACAGGCCAACAAGCCAUCUGAGGCUGGUGCUGCUAGUGGUGUUGGUGGCGAUGGUGCAGGAGCAGCAACACUCGCCAAUGCAGCCCCCGCAGGUACACAAGGUGCCCCAACUGACAGGACGAAGAAGAGGAGUCUAAGUAGGAUAGCGCGCGGGCAGAUAUUCCGGGAAGUGGUGCUUGCUAAGGUGCGGGAAAUGAAGGAGGCGGAGCAAAAGGAGCAGGUUGAGCGGGAGGCCAAGGUGAAGGCUGGGUUUAUUUGAAUGAGUUUUGUUUAGGGUUCAAAAAGUAAGGGGGAUGGGGAAAGGAAGCAAUAAUGAUUUUUCCCUUUCCUUUUUAUAUUAAAAUUAUAUACGGCCUCCCUGAAGUGAAUUUCCUGACUUCCUUUCUUUAUUCUUUCGCGGUUAGUUUUCUUUUAUUUCAUCUUAAUCUCUGAUCCUACAAAGAAGAAAAGAGUAAUUGGCUGUCGCUUGAUUCGGGAGAACCAACACCCGUAUCCCCCCCUUUUUAGUUUUCGUUUUUGAGUUUUUUGAUUUCUUUUGAUUUCUUUUCUUUUUGGUUUAUUGACUCUAUUCCCUUCUAUUUAUUCUAUUUUUCUUUCAUAUCUUUCAUUUCCUAUUCACCAUGCGUUGUUUUAUUUCAAAACUGCUCAAAAAAAGCCUCAGUUUUCUUCUCUCUCGCUUCUCCCCCUCUUUUUCUCCCCACCCACCCCGACUUCAUUAAAAUAUCUAGGUCGUUCCAAUAUGUUACCUCUGUCCUUUCCCCCUUUCCCCCUUUUCGUUUCCCUUUUCUAAUUUAAAAACCUCCCAUUACUCCUAUCACCCGUCAGCAGAUAGGUAGAUGUUUUAAGUUUAUUUAUUUAUUUAGUAUUUUAUUUAUAACUAUCUUUAUUUUGCUUGUUUAGGCCAACAAAGACUUAUUAUUACCACAGCAGGUUUUAGCAAAUUGGGGUUUAGUAUUUAUUUAUAGUAUUCGGAGGUAUGGUUAAAAUUAAAAAAGAGGACGAAGAAAGAGUGACGAGAACACAAUUCUGAAAUAUCAGAAUGGUGUGAGGACAAACAGAGAUGAAGAAAAGAAAUGCCCAGCAAAUAAUGAAAGAGAGUCAGUCAGUCGUAUAUGAUAUGUCCGUCACAGCCAGGAACUCGUAUAAUUGAAGAAAAAAAAAAAGAAGAAAAAUAUUGGAGCAAAAGAACUUAAGAAAAGGAGCAAUUUAAAAUAUAAAACAGAACUCCACAUAUAAUCAAUCAAUCCCACCGUCCAUGGCCAUAUAUAGUUCCUCACACACUGAAACAUAACAAAGCAUAAUGAAUAAUAUUACAUACCCUGACCCGACCCGACCCGACCAAACCCGACCCCAUUCUCAUCCUCAUCAUCGAACGUGACCACUCCCAUUCCCAUAAAGCUCUGCCAACGCCUCAUUACACACGCGCUCGUAAUAUUCCGAGCCCUUCCAGCCGCGUUUCUUCGACCGGAGGCCAACCGUCGUCCACCCGUCGGCUUUUAGGCGGGCAAUGCGCUGCUGGCGCGUUUCGUCGGUGCUUGAUGAUGAUGAUGAUGAUGAUGAUGAUGAUGAUGAUGGCGGUGAUGUGGAGGAGGAGGAGGAUGAGGAGGAGGAAGAAGAGCAGGAGAAGGAGGAGGGUGGUGGUGAUGUGUUUUUUCCAUUGCCGUUGUAGGAGCUGCCGGUGGUGGCAGUGGAAGUGGAAGCGGAGUUGGUACUCUGUGUGGUGGUCGUGGCGGUGCCAUACCGGCCAUUGUCAUAUUUAUCAUGGUUGUCGUGGUUGUAGAAUGGGUCAUUGGCGAUGACGUUCUCGUCGUCAUAUGUCGGCGUGAAGCUCCAGAAGGAGGCGAGGCGGCUAUUCUUCUUCGCGUUGUGGGCGCGCUGCAGGUCCAGGGUCCGGGAUAUCAGUGUGCAGAUGGAAUUUAUGUUCGCGUCGAGUUGGGUGCAGAGGGAGGUGAUGAGCGGGAUGAGCGGGGAGUCUUGCGGGAGGGGGAAUAUGGAGUUCGCGCUGGCUUGCGGUUGGUGGAUGAUGGUACUGUUUCUGCCUGUGCGUCUGGGGCCGCACGUGGGAGGAGAAGCGGUGGAAAAUCCAAUGGAGUGUCUGUAGAACUGUGGAGCGAGGGGUCGAAAUAGCGGCACGGUUGAUACCGUCUGUGGCUCAUCAUGGGUGGUGGUUUUUGCAGCGCUGGGGAGCGGAGUGUGAUUGGCCUCUGGCGGAAGCUCGGGUAGUGGGCGCGUUGGGGGAGGUAAAGACGGCGGGUCGUAUUCUAUUAAUUGAUCUUGGUAAUAGCCAUAGCCAUUAUGGCAGACUUUGUGAAUGCGAAGUGGUAACGGCAUGAAUUCUCUAUUUCCUGGCGGUCCCUGACGUGGCACCAUAGUGGACGGGCGAGGAGAAGUAGAUUGCUGAGCUGGCGCCGUUGACGGAGAAUGAUGGUAGCUAGUUCCGUUUUCAACAAGUGUAGGUGCAUCGCGAUAGGUUUUUGUAGGUGAUACUACGGGAUAUGUUUUCCUCUUGUCGUUCCUCAACACGUGUUCGCGACUCCUGUUGUUGAGUUUCCGCCGUUGCUGUUGUGGUGGCGGGUGUUGUUUUUUCUCAACGGGCCCUGGUAGAGCUACUGUGAGGGAGGAUUUGCAUGCAGUGAAGUUAUCUCUGGCUAAGUUAAGCAGUGGAAGUUUGUUGCUCGAGUAAUUAUGAGCGCCUCUUCCCAGUGCUUCGUAGGAGAUGGCACUAUAAUAAUGGAGGAAUGCUUUAUGGAUUGC
Molecule: messenger RNA, 4291 nt
Organism: Blastomyces gilchristii SLH14081
Lineage: Eukaryota; Fungi; Ascomycota; Eurotiomycetes; Onygenales; Ajellomycetaceae
Product: CAMK/CAMK1/CAMK1-CMK protein kinase
Exons: 5
Coding region: 501-1796 (431 amino acids)
Biological process (GO): cellular response to oxidative stress; protein phosphorylation
Molecular function (GO): ATP binding; calcium/calmodulin-dependent protein kinase activity
Source: RefSeq, a predicted model, not a curated record